AUUUUUAUUUUUCUGUUCGUAUAUUGUAAGAGAAGGUCAUGUCGGAAUGGUCUCUGCUGCCAGGGGACGUAUUGGAGGUGAUAGCGAAACGACUAUCGACCUACUUUGAUGUCCUUCGAUUUCGAGCCGUCUGUUCUUCAUGGCGAUCGGCUGUUCCGCAAAGUCCUCGCCGAUUGCCUUGCCGUUUCCCAAUUGUGACCAACGAGGGGUUCGUCGAAACCACCUGCGGUUUCUACCUCUCCAAGCGCACGAUUUAUCGUCUCGGAUUGCCGGAGGAUCGUAUUCGGACCUGCAUCGGCUCCAGCGAAGCUUCCGAUGGGUGGCUGAUUAAGGUCGAAGAAGAUGUUCCCGACAUGAUGCAUCUCUUGAAUCCUCUCACCGAGACCCAAAUCAAGCCCUUACCGUCCAUGUUCCCCAACGUAUUGGAUUUAUCGGAUCUCCGUAUCUCUGAAUUAGGUCAAGAAUAUGUUCUUCAGUACAUUACUUACCGUCCCUUUGCCAAUUCCUACCGUCCCUUUGCCCAUUCCUUCGUCGACGCUAGUAAUUUGUAUAUGGAGAAAAUCGCCUUUUCGUCUUCGAAUUCUUCUUCGCCUGCAGACGACAACGAUAAUUUUACCCUCUUAACGAUUCACGUUUCUGGGAAAUUAGCCAUGUUUAAGUCGGGAGACGAGAAAUGGACGAUCAUAGAAGACCAACACUCUCCCUAUGACGACGUGAUAUGCUUCAAGGGAAAUUUCUAUGCGGUUGAUAGCAUUGGAAGGACUGUCAUUGUUGAGCAUUCUGAAACUGUGACCUUAACUGCAGUCCAUGCAUUUGGCGGUGACAAGAAGUAUUUGGUGGAAUCCGAGGGGGAUUUACUAUUGGUUGAUCUGUACCUCAGCAUGGGCCAUGGAGACGAUCCACGUUUCGAAAACAUCAACAUCGAUGAUGAUUUCUAUGAACGUUUUGAUUCCUACAUUGUUGAGAAAACAGUCCGCUUUAAAGUUUUCAAGCUCUAUGAAGAUAGGCAGAAGUGGGUUGAACUGCAAUCCUUGGGUGACCGCCUGUUGUUCUUGGGCGACAAUUGCUCGUUUUCUGCCUCGGCCUGUGAUUUCCCUGGUUGUAAAAGGAGCCACAUCUACUUUACCGACGCCUUUAACUGCUCAAAUGGUGAGGAUGAUUAUGGAUUCAAGGAUAUAGGAGUAUUCAACUUGGAGGAUGAUUGCAUCGGACCUUUAGCUUCUUAUCCAGACUAUUCCAAGUUAUUUUGGCCUCCUCCAUCUUGGGUUGCGGCCCCCAGUGCAGGAACAAAUGCACAACCAGCUUGAAGAUCAAACCUUGUGAAGUGAGGUGAUUGCAGUGAGCCUGAAGGGUUUGUGUGGAUGGGAGAUCUCUGAGGGUUAUACCUGCAAAUAUAUCAAGUCCACAGGGAAGCAUCAGUAAAUGGCUUAGGAUUGAUCACUGGUUGUGGAAAAAUCUGCUCCCUUUCUGAAUAAGCAUAUGCCCUGUCUACUGGCUUUUUGGAAGCAAGGGACAUCAAAGUUUCAAAUAUGGGAUGCCUAGGAGGUAAUGCACAUAUACCAAGGGAAAACUUGAUCAAUAGAUAUUCUCACUGCCUAUCCAGUUGAUUGUUUCUGGUGUCAUUGGCAAUUAUGUUAUUUGACUUUGUGAUGUUCAUGAAUUAAUAUGAGAUUUCUGGGUUAUGGUCUAA
Telopea speciosissima is the source of this 1690-nucleotide messenger RNA. Its product is annotated as F-box protein SKIP23-like. Gene Ontology annotation, molecular function: protein binding. The coding region runs from base 39 to 1307 and encodes 422 amino acids. The transcript is spliced from 2 exons. The record is from RefSeq and is a predicted model, not a curated record. Lineage: Eukaryota; Viridiplantae; Streptophyta; Magnoliopsida; Proteales; Proteaceae.